This is a messenger RNA of Hyla sarda, 4599 nucleotides long. RefSeq names its product zinc finger protein 664-like. The transcript has a single exon. The coding region runs from base 54 to 476 and encodes 140 amino acids. The record is from RefSeq and is a predicted model, not a curated record. Gene Ontology annotation, biological process: regulation of transcription by RNA polymerase II; central nervous system development. Lineage: Eukaryota; Metazoa; Chordata; Amphibia; Anura; Hylidae. Gene Ontology annotation, cellular component: nucleus. Gene Ontology annotation, molecular function: DNA-binding transcription factor activity, RNA polymerase II-specific; RNA polymerase II cis-regulatory region sequence-specific DNA binding.
CAGUUCUUCAUUCACAAAGCUUGAUAAAUCUGGGCCCAAGUCUUUUUGGACACAUGAAAAUUCACACAGGGGAGAAGCCAUAUUCAUGCUCAGAAUGUGGAAAAUGUUUUAAAAGUAAAUCUGAGCUUGUUAUACGUGAGAGAAUACACACAGGGGAAAAGCCAUAUUCAUGCUCAGAAUGUGGGAUAUAUUUUAGACAUACAUCACAUCUUUCAAAUCAUGAAAGAAUUCACACAGGAGAGAAGCCGUAUUCAUGUUCAGAAUGUGGUAAAUGUUUUAAAAGUAAAUCAGAUCUUGUUAAACAUCGGAUAAUUCACAUGGGAGAAAAGCCAUAUUCAUGUUCAGAAUGUGGUAAAUGUUUUGCACAAAAAUCAGUUCUAGUUAUACAUGAGAGAAUUCCCACAGGAGAGAAGCCAUAUUCAUGUUCAGAAUGUGGUAAAUGUUUUGCACAAAAAUCAGUUCUAGUUAUACAUUAGAGAAUUCACACAGGAGAGCAGCCGUAUUCAUGUUCUGAAUAUGGGAAAUGUUUUACACAAAAAUCUAAUCUUGUUAUGCAUGAGAAAUAUCACACAGGAGAGAAGCCAUAUUCAUGUUCAGAAUGUGGGAAAUGUGUUAUAAGUAAAGCACAUCUUACGAUACAUGAGAGAUCUCACACAGGAGAAAAGCCAUACUCAUGUUCAGAAUGUGGGAAAUGUUUUAUUAGUAAAUCACAUCUUUCUGUACAUGAGAGAAUUCACCCUGGAGUCUGAUAGAUGAAAUAAUAAAUGAUAAAAAUCUAAUAAUAUGGAGAAUGGAAAUCUGAGAUCUCAGGUAACAGUAAAAUGUGAUGUUUUCUAAGUUUUGUUGUGAGAAUUAACCCUUGAAUAAACUUCAUAAUGAAACCUAAGCAGAAGCUAAAGCCAACAUCAUCUCUUGGUCAUCAGCACCUGGGGUCAUGUGACCUUUGUAGGUAAAUAACGGUAAUGAGAAGUAAUAUGUAAUGCUAUUGUGUAUCAUUUAGUAGUGACUUGUAGCUCUACACUACAGUAUGAUUGGAUGAUUUCUAUGGAUGAUAAUGAUUGGUGAUUACUAUGUAUUACCUCGGCCUCAUUUCCAUUAGAAAUAUUACUGAUUGUAUCUCAUGUGUCACUUCUGUCCUAUCAGGAUCAGGACACUUCUGUGUUGUCGCCAAUAACCCUUAGGCCGGGGUCACACACAGGAUUUUUUUGGUAUUUUUAGGUAAAUCUAGAGAUCUACCAUAAGACAAGGGAUCAGUUUGACCAUAGACCCCAAUAAGUCCUGACCCCAUUAAACAAGUAGUUGUGACGUCCGCUUCCCCGGACCAGGAGAACAAUUCUCCCACUUUAUAGAGGGUUGAAGCCAUUUCUAGAGGAAUCUUAGAGAACAGAGCAUUUAUCCAGGAGGGAGACGACAUUCACAGAGUGACCGGGUAAUGUCUAUGUUGUAUAUAACAGAAGUGAUGACCUAUUAAUGGGGGAAUGUACGAGAGACGUCUUCAUAAGAUAGAGGAGGAAACUUAUCAGGUAGAAAACAACAGAAAUACAAUGACUGAGGAUCUAUAGGAAGGAGGCGGUGUAGCACGAAGACAUGGAGGGUUCCCCCUAAAAGGAAGUGUAUGGAGAAAGUCUCCAGCUCUGACCAGGGACAGACAGGUCAGCACUGCCCGAGGGUCCGUGACAUCGGUGGGGGGGUGGGGGGGACAGAUGACCGCAGCUGCCAGCACUCUUUAUCAGCGACUGCCGCCCAGGACCUGCUUUGUAUCGGCUAGAUGGGGAGGUGUAGGACCUGUGAUGAUGUCACAAUCAUGUGACAGUGGUGACACAGGGGCGCAAGUUAUACUUGUCAGGUCGUGACGCCAGGGCACCGUUAGCUUAUAGACGGUGCGACAUGGAGACAGCUUCUCCUGGUCCAGGCACGGCACAAUAAACACACAGAUGCCUGGUUAAGGAUAAAUGUCUUUUAGUAAGGCAGGAGUAGAUGGUACAACACACACAGCUCAGAGAAGAGUAGAAGAAAUGCAGUGUAACCUAAGGGAGCCCUGUGGCCUUGCUGGGACUUAUGGUGCUUUUCACCCACUUGAAUUAGACUUGAGAUUUGGACAUUUAGAGAUACACCACGCUGACUAGGGUUCUGCUAAGGUCCAAUUACCAACACCACCAGGGUAUGACUCCCCAACUGUACGGGGAACACUUGCAGAAUAGCGCGGUCGCUUGAGUUGAGCGAUUGUCUUUUCGGCUUCCCUGGGAAUCACCUCACACUACUUCCAACUCCUUCCCUCACUGCAGCUCACAUGGAGAAACUGAAACUAAACUGGGGCAACUCCUCCCAUCUACACUAUAUACAGGGCAAUUUGGGGUUUCCAUUGGACAAACAGGGUCACCUGGUUACACUGCAUCUCCUGUCUUAAAGGUACAGUACACAUAUAAUAGAAGAACAUAGAAAGUACAGCAACAUGCACAAACACAGUAAACAAUAGAACAGUGGGCCUCACACAGGAGCAGCAGGCAUGACCGAGGAGAUCCACAACCCACAGGACAGCCCCGGUGCUGGGACACCACAUGACCAGUAUAUGAACAGGAUAAGUAAUGUAUUUACACAGUGACCACACCAGCAGAAUAGUGAGUACAGCUCUGGAGAGAGGUUGGGUGUGUCUGAGCUCCUGUGACUACCAGCAGACUAUCAGAGAAGUAGAGUUUUUUUUUUUCACCAGCCCCUACCCAGGUGUGUGGCAGGCGCCUGGGUAGGUUUUUCCUGCUAUGGACCCCAGAAUUCCAUCGUCCACUCCCCGUUUAUGGCCGGCUGGGAGUGUGAGGGAGCAUGCGACGGCCAGUAGCCAGGAUGGGGUGAGGCGUUCAGCUAGGACCCACAACAUCCCCCCCCCCUUCCCCAUCCACUGCUGGAAGCUGCAAAGCUUCCAGCAAAAGUGUCUCCAGGCAAAGGAGUGCAGGAAAGGCUAUGGUAUCUGGUUCCUCUGAACCCCAGCAAUGGGGAGUAAAGGGGCCCAGAGAAUCCCUGGCUACCUUCGGAUCCAGAAUCCAGGCUAAGAUGGCGGAAUACGAACAACUUGGCAAACAACUCAGAGGCCUGAGGGAAGAGCUGAAGCUUGUAUCUUACCAGGCAAAUCAUGCAACCAAGACCAAGAGAGCAGCAUUCACUGCAAAGGUGAGAUCGUUAAAGAAGGAGGUGGAGGAUCUGGUGCAGCUGAGGUCGGACAUUGUGGCUGGAGCUGGAUUCCUCAGUGAGAAACUGAUCAAUAAGGAAAGGUUCUCCAACAUGCGUGCCUCCAGAGGUUCAGGAAACAGCAUGAUGACUUCCAGAGCGAGGAGGAGGAGAUGGAGGAAGGUGAUGGAGGUGAGGAGGGCAAUGUGGGUGGGGGGACAUGGGUUCUGUUGAUGCCACCAAUGUUGCCCCUGACCCCCCACUUACCCUGAGUGAGGACUACAUAAUGGCAGCUCAGGUGGCCUUACCUCCCUCCAGCGAGGAUGAGGACGGUGAUGGCAGUGACUGUGGUGAAGGCAGUGGCUUGGCGGAUGGGGGUCUCCUGCGGGCAAUUGUGAUGCAGGAGUCCCCCACCCGUCUGGAAAAUUUUUCUUUUGGAGAAGAUCUGGGCCCAGAGGAGAAGAGGACGAAUAAAAAAAAGGGCAAGAAGAGGAAAAAUACUGAAGGGCAGAUAAAGUUUGUGUUUUCUCCCCUCCAGCAGUCUGGGUCGGCUGAGAAGUCAGUUCAGGGUGCUGGUACCCCCAAUCUGCCAGACCCCGUUUCUGUAGUGGAGCGGGGCCAGCAUGGGGGAUACAGUAGUGCACCCAAAAUGUCUGCGGGUGCUAUAGAAAAUAAAGGGCACCCUCCUGUGAGGGGGGAGGGUGUCCAGGCACCAGAAAAUGGCAGCAGUUUCACCCGUUCGGCGGGCGGUCCCCCGGUUGAAGUGAGCGGUACAGGUCCUGGCACUGCAGGGCACUCCCCUGUGAGGGGGGGAGUGUCCGGGCACCGGACCUUGGUGGUUCAGGGGGCGGUCCCCUAUGUGCGGUCAGUACUGUUUCUGGCGCUGCAAAGCACUCACCUGUAAAGGGGGAGGUUCCCUGCAAGUCAGCUGCAGUAGGCGGGGCAGGAGUGCGUCCGGAGGGACAGCUCCUGCCAAAAUCUAUGACUUUGUGUGCGGGGGCGGGGCCAUCCAUAUCAGAGGCGGAGCCUGUGUCUGCACCCCAGAAGACUGGAAAUGCAACCCUAGUCCUGAAACCGGCGACCCUAAUACAUAAUGCAAUAGACCCAGCCAGCCCAGCCUGUAAUAUACAGAGUGUAGGCAAGAGUGAAAGUGAGAGCAAAAAUGUGUGGAAAAAUGGUAAUGUGCAGAGUGUGAGUUAUGGUAGUGAGCAUGGGAGGAGUUGUAGUAGCAAUGUGGAUGAGGGGGGUGCAAGCGGAGUGCAAGUGUUGGGUGCAAGAGAGGGGUGCAAGUGGGGUGCAAGUGGAGUGCAAGAGGGGGGUGCAAGUGGAGUGCAAGAGAGGGGUGCAAGUGGAAUGCAGGUGAGGAGUGGUAGUGGAAUGGCAGAGAGAGGUUUGACUGACACCUCAGCUAAGAACAAGGGUCCUGGUUUGGGAUCUGGG